This is a messenger RNA of Gossypium arboreum, 3401 nucleotides long. RefSeq lists its product as uncharacterized. The transcript is spliced from 7 exons. Bases 1099 to 3234 code for a protein of 711 amino acids. NCBI's taxonomy places the organism in Eukaryota, Viridiplantae, Streptophyta, Magnoliopsida, Malvales, Malvaceae. The record is from RefSeq and is a predicted model, not a curated record.
AGACACAAGUAGGCGAAUAAACCAACACGUAGCGGUUAGGGAGAUGAAAGUAGAUAGGCCUAGAAAGGGUGGCAAUGGCUAACUGGGGCCAUUCAAUACAUUAAACUAACACCAAGAAAACAACGUACACAACGACAUGUAAUGUAAGGGCAAGACAAAGGACAGCCGCUACCUUGCAACUUGAACUAAAGACGGCUCUUAAAAUUAAAACUUAAAAAAGGAGAGGAGCAUGUGAGUUUGGUUUUUGAUGAAAUAAAAAAGAAAAUUUACAGCCAACCAAGAAUUUUUCAGCUAACUCUUGACACACAUUUCUUUUCUUUUUCUUUCAUUUGAUUUUGGGAGGCUGACAAUAAUUCAGCAACACUGUACAUAGGGAAAAGAGAAAAGGUUAAAAUAUAUAGAUAGAUAAUAUAUUAGAAACAUAUCGGUAACAUAGGUAAAAAGAUAGAGAUAGAGAUAGAGAGAGUUUGUAUGGAAAUGCAAAGAACCGCAAAGAGAGCUGAAGACAGUAGAAAAAGAAGAAGGAAGAAGAAAAGUUUCAUGGAAUAAGAUAUGGGUUUUUUUAUUCUUUUGCUCUUUCUUUGUGUUUUAGAUUGUUGGGUUUGGGUUUGAGUUUUUGAGCUGUGUUUGAUCAUCAGGAAUUUUACUGCUUCUUGUCUGUGGAAAUGCUUGGGAACAGGAUUGGUGGCCAUAAUAAGAUGAUAUAUUAGAGUCUGGCAAAGCAUGGGCUACCUAUUUAUCUUUCCUUGCCAGGCUGCUAGGAUGGAGUUAGAUAUUGUGUUCAACCUUUCUGCUACGAUUCUGAAUUCAGGUGCACAAUUUGGUGAACUAGCUGCUGGAAUAGGGGUGGGUUUAGUUGAUAGUUAAUGAUACUUGUGCCAUAUACACAAAAAUGCAGUAGUUGACCUUGUUUUUUUAUCCUUUUUUUAAUUUUCAUCUAUGAAUUUUAUUAGUUUUAUGAUAACAUAGGGCAACUUGAAUUCCAUUGUUGGUUUAGUAAGUCAAGCAUUCAUGUAUGUCCAUAAAGAAUAAAGUGCUCAAGGGUCGAUAACAAAGUAGCUGCGAAGGUCUUUGAAUUUUGGAUACGGAUAGUUAAAAAUGGGGUUGCCUCAAGUCUCCUCUAGUGGUGUUGCCGAGGAAGUGGCUGCAUCACUGUGCACAUUUGUGCAGACCCCACACAGGAUUGUUGGUGCGAGCAACUGUGAUUUAAUAAGGAUGCCUGGAGGAAAUCAAAUUCAGGUGGAUUUGCCUCGUUCAGCUUUUGGAGAUCUGCAAAUAAAAACCACUGGGGAGCUUCAAAAGGAACGCGAAACAUUGAAUGUGAAUAAAGAUGGUAGAUCCAACAUUUAUAAGCUGAAAAUCGGUACUGUGGAACAAAAUGGCAGGCUCACUCAUAAAAAUGGGAAGAAUAUUCAGGCACCUAUUCCUAGAAUUCUCGGUUUUGAAGCAAGGGCAUUGCAUUCUCCAGUCGAUGUGUUCAAUGGAGUCCAAACUUCCACUGUUGUUAGCAUAAACAGUAAUGUAGCUGAGUCUAAUGGCUCAGUUGCAAGGAAGCGCUUAUUGUCUCCUUUGAGUGGAAUGCUCGGCCCUGAUCAAUUUAACCAUGAUGCUCUGGAUAUAGGUGGUGGUAUCAGCCAAAGUGGUUUCGACAGCAGAACUAAAAGCUGCAGUAUUUAUGUGUCACAAGAGCAUAAAAAGGCUCAUGUUAACAACUCUAGUUCUUUAGACCUUGCAAUCUGUUCUACAUCUUGUUUUCAGAAAUGGAAGAAUUCACUUGUUGAAAAUUCUCAAGCAAACUCAGUGGUCCUCUCUGAUGUUCCUUUAAUUAAGAGUAAGGAGCUGCAAUAUGGCAGUCAUCUUGUACCUUCUUCCGGAGGGCUAAGUUAUUUUGGAGAAACAAAUAAAAGAAGGAACCAGACACCGGCUAUCACAAUUCCUAUUAAGAAGGCUGGCUCACCUCCCUUAUCUUUGUCUCCUCUUGGUCCGAAAUCUAUUGAAAGAACAAAAUAUGCUGAAGGAUGCAAGGAUAUGGCGGAACAGUUAGAUGAUGAUUAUAUGACAUUCAAGGAGCUGGAGCAAUCUCUUAAUGGGACAGUAUCUGUUCAGACAGAUGAAGAUUUCAGGUUGUAUGGUAAAUCAUUUCAUCAUUUUGAUGAUUUGCAGAAUAAGUCUGAUCCAUGUUCUCCUGAUCUUACCUCGGAAACUGCUUUGAAAUGGGGCCAGAACUUGAAUCAUGCUCCUAAAAGCGGAAAAUUGGUUAGAAGUCUUAGUAGUGGACCAUCUGCUAGAAGGUCCUUAGUUGGUUCAUUUGAGGAGUCACUGCUGUCUGGUCGGCUGUUAUCCGGAAAAGUUAGUCAGAGAAUUGAUGGUUUCCUUGCUAUUCUCAGUAUCGCGGGUGGGAAUUUCUCUCCGCAAUCACAGAAACUUCCAUUUGCAGUAACUAGUGUUGAAGGAGAUAACUACUUGCUCUAUUAUUCAUCAAUUGAUCUUGCUAGGCAUACCUCCACAAACAAGUCUAGAGGCCCAAAAAUGAAACGGAGCCUGAGCAUUGACAAUUCACAAGCUGAAAAGAGUCGCCUUCGUGUACCUAUGAAGGGGCGGAUACAAUUGGUGUUGAGCAAUCCAGAAAAGACACCUAUUCACACUUUCCUUUGUAACUACGAUCUGACCAACAUGCCUGCUGGUACGAAGACAUUUAUGCGCCAAAGGAUUACUUUGGCACCUGCUGCUGCAACUAACAUGCCAGGAAAAGAAAACCGCAAAUGCUCCGAGACAAAAGUGGAUCCUAAUACUGGAAUAUUACAUACUCCUAGAUAUCCUGAACGGGAUAUGAAAGAUAUAGAAAGUGACUUAGACAGUGGUUCCGGAGUUCUUAACAUCCGUAACAAAGAAAGCAGUUCAUCAGACAAUAGCAAUGUAAAUUUAAGCAAACUUGUACAUAGCUCAUCAAGGGUCAAUGAGAGUAGUGUUGGUUCUGGUGUUCUUCGCUAUGCACUUCACCUCCGUUUUUUAUGCUCUUCCACCAAGAAAUGUUCAAAGGCUGUCCGAAGGUGCAAAUCCGAUCCUCUGUCUGCACCUGCAGGAAACAUGAACAUGGAAGGGGAGCGACGCUUCUACUUGUACAAUGAUAUGAGAGUGGUUUUCCCGCAGCGCCAGUCAGAUGCUGAUGAGGGUCAGCUACAUGUGGAGUACGAUUUUCCGUCAAAUCCAAAGUACUUUGACAUCAGCAGCUAAAACAUGGCCAAGCUUCACAAGUAUUGGCUGUGUUAAGAUUUCUGUACAUAUCUGUGAAUAUAGUCUGUUUCGUUUAGCCCUUAAAAAGUGGCCAUUGAUUUGUACAUAAUGAAUCAAUAAUCAAACUAUUCCAUUUAUUCAUCAUCAUCAUUUUACUCUUCUCAGAA